Linum trigynum is the source of this 3862-nucleotide messenger RNA. The record is from the annotation of a GenBank genome assembly. NCBI's taxonomy places the organism in Eukaryota, Viridiplantae, Streptophyta, Magnoliopsida, Malpighiales, Linaceae.
GCGGCCGUUUUUAAUGCUUAUACGUGUUUUAGCUGUGUCGCGUAGGCUGUAUUACUAAGGGGUCGUUUGGAAGUUGCUAUUGUUUUGUUGAGAUUGUCAUUAUGCAUGUAUGGUUUACAAUGCAUUGUUUUUUUGUUUUUUUAGCAGAACAAUACAUGGAUUGUUUCUGUGAUGUGACAGAAACUAUCACUCAUUUUGAGUGAUUGUUAUAUCUCAACUUUUAGUUGUGAUUGUUGAGAUAGUUAAGUUGAGAUUGUUUUGUCUCAGUUUUUAGCUGAUGCGACAUACACAAUCACACAUACCAAACGUUGUAUUCUACAAUGAAUCAAAUUCGACAAUACAUGUAUAAUAUUAUACAUGCAUUCUCAACAAUACAUCUAUUUAACAAUCGCAACUUCCAAACGACCCCUAAGAUUUGCAGGCAAUUUUUUUUAUACAGUAUAGGGUGCAAACCCUUGAUUAUGUAUAAUGCAUAAUAAGAUCUAGACCUAUAUAAUUUUAAGUGAGACUAAAGCUAAAGAAUAAAAAUUAAUAAUUUUUAUUUUGUUUUAUUUUUACAUUUUUAAUCGCCCUUUAUCUUUUUCCUUCUAACUUUAAUUUCAAAAAUAGUAAUGUAUCGUUUUAAUUAAUACUAUUUUAAUUGAUACAAUAGUAAUGUAUCCUUUUUUAUUUGUUCAUAAUGGCUAUUAAAAAGGGAAAAUAGAUAUAAUGAAGAAUGAUACUUAUAACAUAUCUUAAUAAAUUGCCACAAUGACUAAUAAAAAGCUAGUAGUCACUCUAACUUAUUCGAAACAAAUAUUGCGAUACCUAUAACACACACAUAUCGAGUUACACGUAGUUCCACCAUCUCCUAUUCCACUAAUUAACUUUGGAAUAUUGAUCGGCAACGGGCAACUAGCAAGACAAUAAGUCGGCUAAUCAAAAGAUUCAAAACACCUCCCAUGGGCCCGACACACUAUUUUCACCCCACAAAACACAGCUUCCUAAUCAAACAUACAGAAGGAGGAGGAGGCGGCUAACUAUUAUGCCAUUGAACCAUUGCGAUUAAUGUUCAACGACAAACAUGUAUCUAUUAUUGUGGAUUCUCUUAAAAAAAAAAAUCUAGCGCGACUUAGUAGUCCGCCAUAGAUUUGACUAUUAAUUAAUAACUUUGCUUCUGGGGUAUAAUUAACGUCACCAGAAGCCUUAAAAAGUAAGGCUUGUAAUUAGAAUUUAGAAAUUUAAGCAUAUUAAGACGGCCGGCCAUUGGUUUUAUAAUAUAAUUAUACAUAGUUUCAAUAAACCCUUCAACAAAAUUUUGAUACCACCUCGUAAUGAAGACUCCCAACUAAUCACAGAGUGUUAUCGAACUACAGCUCUUGUUUCUUAAUUAAUUCAAUCAAGCUUCUUUCUCUACUAUUUUAGUUAAAAUAAUAGUAACUUAAAUCGUGCCGAAUUGGAACUUUCCUGUUUUCUAUAUAUAAUACAGCCUUCCCAUUUACAUAUCUCUCUCUGUCCAUCUUUCACUUUCUGCCUCUCUUUCUCUCUGGCUCAACACAUCUCCCUCAAAUUUUCACAACUAAAAAGGUGAAGAAGUGGCUGCAGGCAUGGGAUUCCGACACCAAGUAGAGGUGAAAAUCACGAGCUGGGUUGACAUGGCGGCGAGUUACAUAAGCUGGGUGGUGGUGUCCGGACUCGCCCGGGUCGGGUUGCUGAAGUCGCCGGCGGCGACGGACACCUCGUCGGAACCUAGUACCACAAUGGACAGCUACUUCGUGUUGAUAGACGGAUGCUCUCCGAUGUGCGUCCCCGUGGACCGGCUGAUGAGGGUGAUCAAGAGGUGUCUCCCGGUCAUCACUUACGCCUCUUUCCUCGAGAAAGCCGGCGCCGGCGACCACAGGAAGGCGGCGGAGAUCAGGGAGAUCAACACGUGUACGGUGUGCAUGGAGGGGAUAAUGGGAGAAGAGGAGGUGAGGGAGCUGUGCAAUUGCGAGCACGUGUUUCACAGGGAGUGCCUUGACCAUUGGGUGGACAUGGGUCGGGUCACCUGCCCGCUCUGUCGGGCGAUGCUUUUCCCCGGUAGUUUGGGCCUGGCCCAAUUGCGUGCCUACUCUUCGCCGUCGAUGUCAUCACCGGAUCACGAGCAGGAACGUGGCCGUGACCGCGAUGAAGGCGACCACACGAUCGAUCGACCGAUGAUGACGUAGGCCAACCCGACCCGGCAUGGCAGCAUCCCCAACCAACCGUCCGGCCAGUUGUUAGUUGAUGUAAUUAAUUAAAUAGUGUACUAGUAUUGUAUCGUGGGUCACAAUGUCGUAAUGUGUGGAUUUGGAAAGUAUUAAUACGCAGGGAUUUGGAUUUGAGUGGGAAGUUUCUGUGAAAUUAUUGGUUUCUAGAAAACUUAGAUGAUGAAAUACUUCACACAGAACCUGCCAUCGGGGAUCCAUCCGAUGUCAAUUCCCAGUCCUCUGUUAAAAACUUAAAAUACUGGCUGCUAUUUGAUUUUGUAGGGAGCCAAUUUCCGAAACUUGUUUUCCAGUAAUUGAUCAGGGCGCCCUCUUACUUAAAAAAAAAAAAAAACAUUAUAAACUGGGCCGAUUGCAAGGCCCGUGAGUGUGGGCCGACAAGGGAGUGAUGUUGUCAGUGGCGUAGAAAAUUAUAACAAUUCCAAUGACAUAGAGACAGCCGCCCAAGGCCCACAACUGUUCAUUUUGUAUUGCACAUUUUUUGUUCAUAAUUUUCUUGAACAUUUUAAUCACACAAUUGUUCAUAUAAUGGCGGUUAUAUAACUAUAUGAACAUGUGAGAUGUGACUAGCAAUAUUUUAUAAGCAAUCAAGAGAAUUAAAUAGUAUUUGAAUAUAUUACAUCCACCAAAAGUGUACAUUUUAGUGGAUAAGAAUGGUAGAGGAAAAUCGGCAUUAGCAUCUAUAGAAAGAUUAUGACCAAAGAGAGAACUUGGUUAAUCAUAAGUUAAGUGUUGGAUGUCUGGGUUUAGUGAAAGGUAUACUUGGUCGUUUAUUGUUACAUUAUAUCAGUCUACAUAAAUAAAAAGGAUUAAUCUACUUCUCAAAAAAGUGUUGGGUGGUACUUGGCACCGGUUAGAUUAGGAUACAUUUCAUUUUAUCAUUAACACGGACAUGAGUUUGAUAUUGGUUGGUUUAUCAAGUUAUUCAUCAAUCGUUUAAUCUACUUAUCAAUUAAAUAUUAAAUAUACCUUUUCAAAUUUCACUUUCAAAUCUAUAAUUUAAUUUAAUUAUUUAUUAAUGAAAGAAUUAGAUUAAUGAAGAUCUUGAUACACCAACCAAUAUCAAAGUCUAUGUCGAUGUUAAUGUUAAAAAAUGAAAUGUAUCCCAAUUAAACCGGUGUCAAGUCCCGCACUGGGACACUCCUGACUGACACCUGACCUUUGUCCCUGCCAUUCUUGUUCUUCUCCCCGACCUUUGUCACUCAUAAAUUUAAAGAAAAAGCAAAUGGAAAACGAAAAGAAACCUCAAAGGGUAAUUGAAAGCAAGAUUCUCUCCAUCCCUCCCCAUCAUCUGAAUCUGAUUCAUUUGCCCUUUAGAACUACAGCAGGAGUGCUGAACUGAACAUAAAUUCUUAACAAACGAAAUCAUUGUACUCACUCCAAUUCAAUAUUCAGGGUAGGGGGAAGGCUAAAAUGUAAAAUCAGAUGUGAACUUGUGAAGUAAUUGAUGAUGAAAACAAACAACCAAAAUUGUACCGUUCCUGCACCAGCUUGCUAAUCUUCCAAGCUUCGCAGGCAGCGAGUCCCCAACGGCCCAACCCCAUUUCCUUUUGUCUUCUCUGCUACUUUACCCAUUUCCCCCUUCCUCUUUCUACUUUUCGAUCCAUAAUUCAAAAAAAGAAAAAAAAAAAAGUCUU